AUGGACACAGAUCCUGAUGGUGAAGUUGAGAUGGAACAAGCAGCGCCCGAUGACCAAUCAGAUACUGAUGAUCAAGUAGACUGGAGGAAUCUCCCAGAUAUAGUCUUGGUUGACAUUUACAGAUGUCUGGACAACAAUGACAGAUUUAACAUGGCAUUAGUAUGUAAGCAUUGGAAUGGCAUGCUCAAUACUGCUUGUUUAUGGCGAUGGUUCCAAGUCGAUUCCACAGUUGGGCAUUUUGCUGUACAUCGACUGAGCAAACGGCAUGAUCGCGCAAUCGGUUUUGCCUACGUUCACGCAAUUCAUGUGCGCUAUCUAACCUUAAAAUGUUUGCAUCCAUCUUUCAUGACAUGCAAGCGCUUCCAAAGAGCGAUGACACGAUUCUUAGCUAUUCUUUAUAAUAAAGCGAGACUGAGAGAAUUUUACAUGCGCAACAUGGAAUUUGAUCGUUUUUGGCGAGUAGAGACCACCACGGUCAGGUUGAUCACGUCCUUGAGUAGAUUUCUGCGAAACCAGACCCGGUUGCAAGUUUUUGACGUGUUUGGUGCACAGCUAUCUUUGACAAACGGACUGAAAAUCUUAAACAGUGUAGGCCUUGGCAGCGGGUGGAGCAUCACCAAACUGAACAUAGAAGAUUUUUUCCAUUCUAGAAUUGCCGCAUUCCCCGUGCCUCGCCUUAAGGCAAUUCUUCAACUGUUUGUGAAUCUUAGGCAUAUCAACAUCAACUACAACUGUGUUUGUAAUGAAGUGCUCGAAAAUCUUGGUAAAAAUUGUGCUGGCAGUCUAAGUAACCUCUCUAUAAAGGUCUAUCGCAACGACCCGCACUUCCAUCGCAUUGACCGCUCUGUUUGGCUGGGACUCCAUCAAGCCUGUCCAGGGCUUAAAGUGAGCUUUCACUUCGAUAAUAUUGGUCGCUAUGAAGUGAUCUCAUCGAUUUUAGUUCCUGAAGUCAGGCUCAGAAGUCUUCAUAUUUGGAGUGGAUAUGACAUCAUUGGCAUAGAUUGGCAUUUGAACGAUACGCUGCGACACAUCAGCGCGACUAUGAACAGAACGCUAGGUAGUGAUUGUAAUAUAUGUAAUAAAACGAUGUCUCACACUUAUCUUUUUGCAGAGGUUUUGAGCUUAGAAUUUGAAAACGAUCGCGAGUGGGUUGACGAGUCUCUCCUGGAAUUAAUUGAUGCAUGCAAGCGGCCUCUUCGAGAAGUAGAGUUUAUCGGAAUUUUGAUGGUUUCAACAAUAGAGGCAAUAUGCGAAAUGCAACUGCAACGAAAAAUCAACCUCACCAGAUUCCAUGUUCUUGUGAACCGCCUAACUGACGCAGAAUGGGCAGAACUGAGGCACGUUGAGGAUACAUAUCAUCCCAUGAUAGUGGAACGAGACUUGAAUUUUGUAUUUGGCACAGCUGCAGACGAGGACUUACUGGGUUAG
Lingula anatina is the source of this 1428-nucleotide messenger RNA. RefSeq names its product F-box only protein 39-like. Gene Ontology annotation, molecular function: protein binding. The record is from RefSeq and is a predicted model, not a curated record. NCBI's taxonomy places the organism in Eukaryota, Metazoa, Brachiopoda, Lingulata, Lingulida, Lingulidae.